AUGGCUGCAGCUGGACUGUACAAGAUGGGUGACGGAAACAGCUAUGCAACUAACUGCUUCCCUGCCAGGAACAUUUUGUGCACAAAUAAAGAAGGUGACGUUUUAUUGAGAGCCGCUCGUGAGGUUGCCCUGUCGUGGGCUGGGCACUGGCUGCUGGCACACAGAGCUACGCGGAGCUCCCAGGUCAAGCAGGGAACCCCCGGGAAGCUGCCCCGAUGGAGGAGAAAGCCCCAAAGUUUGUCCUCUGCAGAAGAAGACAAUAUUCUAGAUGAGCCAUUUCUGAUGAAACAUCACUGUUUGAAGAACCCUUCAGACCUGUGCUCUGUGAAUAUAAGUAACCAAAAUCUGGUCUCUGCUAAAGAAGAUGAUUUUGAGAAAUUUGACUGCGUUGCUUUUAUAAAUGCUGCAGAGAACCUGUUGACAUUAGAAGCAUUUCGGAAGUUUCCAGGACUGCGGGAACUGGAACUUUCCUUGAAUGGACUAAGAAAUCUCAAAAUUACUGCUGGAGACUUCCUGCAUUUGGAAGAUCUGGACCUCUCAUACAAUAACUUAUCCCCUGAAGAUAUUUGGACGUUGGGAGAUCUGUCCCAGCUCAAGGUCCUUCACUUGACGGCCAAUGGGCUUCGGUCGCUGCCUCCUGACCUGGCAGGCAUGUGGGACUCUGCUCACUUAAGGUUUCCGUCUCUAGAGGUCUUGUUGCUGGAUGACAAUUGCCUGUCAGACCCGAGUGUCUUUGUGAGCCUGUCUAAUCUCUGCAGCCUGAGAGAACUCAAUCUGGACAAGAAUGAGAUUUCAGCUGUCCCCUACCUGCAUCAAGCAGAGAGCACACACUUCUUCCUCCACCCGGCACUGGACGAUGACAGCUUCAGGGCAGAGUGGUACAAGUCUCUCAGCAGCCUUGGGCAGCAGGCCCAGCCGCCGCAUGAGGGCACGGACAGGCCAGCAGAGCUGGAGAUGAAGAAGGAGCCGCUCGAAUAUGUCGUGUUACAGAAUGCCAGGGAUCCAGACCGGACAGAGGUCGUUUUUAAUUCUGGCUCUCAAGAACGCUCAGUGCCGGGUGUUCUUGGGGAGGGAUGUCCGUCUGCCUCGAAGACUCUACCUGCUUCCACCGUGCACAGAGACAUUUGUGCUCCUUUUCCUGAACUGAAGCAUCUCAGCUUGGCCUUCAACAAGAUUGAAGAGGAGAUGGAUCUCUUACCUGUGGCUUUUUUCCCAUGCCUGAAGGAGCUGACGUUCCACAGCAACCCUCUUACCACCACCCGGAGCGGGCAGCCACCUCUGCUGACAAGGCUCCUCCAGGAAAAUUUGGGGAUUAAACUUGUUCGCCAGAGCGUAGCAAUGGAGAGACUGCACCUCUCCAUACCUCUUAAGGCCAGCCGCAAGGUCUCGUCCCAUCUCCCGAAGGUUACGAAGCAGCCCCUGAUGCUGGAAGGUCCUGCUGAGACCUUUCUACAGAAACGUGGGAGAGGAGCCGCAGCUCUGAAUCCGUCUGAGCCUCUGCCCCCGACCAGUGCUGACCCCGCCAGUGACAGCGGCAGGUGGAUGCUGAGGGAUAAGGAACGUGACUCUGGGCCUCAUCCUGACAGAGCUGAAGAUGCCAUUGGAUCCUUCUUCAUGACGCAGGUGGAGGACAUGCCCAGGUCCCCUGUGCAACCUGUGGUAGAAGACAGGCUGGAGAGGAAGAGGAGUGAGCAGAGGGAAGAAGAAAGCUCCCUGGCUGUUCCAGAGCGAUAUAGAGGUUAUGAGGAGCUGCUUGGUGGAGACACAGACCCAGAUUUCAUCGAGCCAGUUGGGAUACAGAAGAACGUCCAGGCACUAAACUACCUCCUGAAACACCCCCUGGUUUAUCGAGACUCCAAGGUGCGACUGGACAGUGUGCAGAAGCCCUAUGUGCCUCGGAGAAAGUCUGGGAAGAUGCCUGGUCCUCCGACCCGAAGGACGAAGGCAGAGGUACUGGAAGGGAUCCUGAUGGCCAUGCGAAACACCACCACCAUCACUGAAGUCCCCCUAGCGUCUGUUUUGCGAGAGAAGAAGUCCAGCCCCAAAGCGUAUCGGGAGGCGCUGAGGCUGCUGAAGGACUUCCAGGAGGUGUACAAGACUCCUCCAGCGGCCACCGGUGAGGAGCAGGCCAGCUCUUUGGAUGAGUUACAGGCAAUAAAAGCCCUCCUAAUGGAGGUGGCUUCCAAGCAAUGGAGCUCCAAACAGUUAGAGCUGCCAAGGAAGAGAGUGGCCAAGAAGAUGCUCAAAGUGAAGUUUGCAGUAUAGCCAGUAGUUGAAUAAAGCACCCCACACCUUUGUUU
Messenger RNA from Rhea pennata, 2300 nucleotides. It is a transcript of the gene XRRA1, whose product is annotated as X-ray radiation resistance associated 1. Gene Ontology annotation, cellular component: nucleus. The coding region runs from base 1 to 2265 and encodes 754 amino acids. Lineage: Eukaryota; Metazoa; Chordata; Aves; Rheiformes; Rheidae. The transcript has 18 exons. The record is from RefSeq and is a predicted model, not a curated record. Gene Ontology annotation, molecular function: protein binding.